Rana temporaria (common frog) is the source of this 1273-nucleotide messenger RNA. It is a transcript of the gene CENATAC, whose product is annotated as centrosomal AT-AC splicing factor. Bases 58 to 1047 code for a protein of 329 amino acids. The transcript has 11 exons. Lineage: Eukaryota; Metazoa; Chordata; Amphibia; Anura; Ranidae. The record is from RefSeq and is a predicted model, not a curated record.
GACCAAACAUUGGAGCAGGUCAUGUGACGUGUAUUGCGGUACCCGGAAGCGGUGGUGAUGGCGGUGUAUGAGUGUACGGUGUGUCGGAAGACGGUCUUCUAUGGCCGGAGGAAACAUGUCUAUGAAAAGGGGCACCGGGAGAGGCUGCAGGCUCUGCUCCGAGCCUUCUCCGACAAGGUGGAGGCGGCCCGGAGGAUGAUUGCGGUGGCCGUGGUGGAGAAGUUCAAUCCCCUGGAACACGAGGAGAAGUAUUGGUGUCAUUGCUGUGAGGAGGAGGUGGGGAGACACAUCAGUGACGGCAGUGUAACGGUGCUGUACGGAGGAAUGCUGGAACACAUGUGCAGUCCAGAACACAAAAAAGCCGUGAACAAAUUUUGGUGGACACACCAGGCUGAUGGGAAACUAAAGGAACGUUUUUUUCUUUCCAUGGAAGAGUUUGAAAGGUUCAAAUCUUCAGUAAGCAAAGCUUUAGAAGGCUAUGAGGAAACGGAGGACGUGCUUAUUAAACAGAUGGCUGAUCAGAUUCAGAGGGUAGAGGAGAGCAGACGUGAGAUAUUACAGAAUGCCCUAGAGCCAAUACAACAUGAUGAUGGAGCUGAAGAUGAGUCUUGGGGAAACAGUGUGUAUUUGCAAUGCAGUGCAACAGCAUCCAGUUCCGGCAGUGUAUCCAGUGUACUUGAAAACCCAUCUGUGAUGCCAUCUACAUCAUUCACAUACAUUGGUAAACAGGUGGCACAUAAUAAGGGCAACAUUUACACAGAUGCUGUCCCUCCAUGGAUGAUCUGUGAUGAAGAGGACACUAUAAAACAACAAGAGAUCGGACCAGCAUUAGAAGGCUUUCUAAAACACAAAGAGAAGAUGGCGCUGAAGAAACUCCCUCCAAAGAGAGUGGGUGCAAAUUUCGAUCACAAUACCCCAACUGACGAGGGAUGGCUUCCUUCCUUUGGUAGGGUGUGGAAUAGUGGGAGGAGGUGGCAGUCCAGGCAUCAAUACAGACACGAGUCUAGCAAUACUGGGACAAAAAGGAAACGCAAUGAAGAUAUGUAAAUUUCAAGGCACUUCUUAUUUGAUACUGUGUGACCUGUAUUUAAUUGUAAAUGUUAUGUGGAUAUUAGAAGUAUUUUUACAAUGCAGUUUGCAUCCUUUAAUUUAAAGUGUUACAAAAUCCAGUGCCGACAUCUGAAUUUUCCAGUAGAUCCUUACAUUUAUUUUCUUGUCUUGUGUCUGUACAAUUUGUGAAAAAGUAAGCUUGAUAAAUGCUUUAUUUUCUAGA